AAUUCCUAUUAAAAGAAAAAGACGUCUCUUCUUCGCUGCGGGCAAGCAGCGAUCUCGUUCCAGGGAGAGGGGGGGAAGACGUCGGCGACGACCAUGAACUCUUGCCGCCUCUGAAUUUCCCAGAUUUUUAUCGCUCCAUGCUCCAAGAUCUUCCUCAGAUGGUUUAACAUUAGUCCUUUGAUAUUAAAGUUUCAAUCUUGCUGGGUUCUUUGGACUGGCUGUGAGCUACGGUUCUUGAAUUUGUACCAUUUGGCAUGGAAGAAUGUAAACCAUCCUCCGAUGGAGCGGAAACUGUGAUGGAAAAUGGUUCUACCCUGCUGCCUGAAGAUAAAACUUGUGGAGCCUUUGAUUCACAAAACAAGGAAACUACAGAUAUAAGUGAAGAAACCACAAUAUUGAAAGGAUCUGUUCCACUGGAGCAUGAGAAUGUGGUGUCAGAUUCUGGAGACAAGGGACAGGAAGAUAAAAGUAACGAAAAGGAGGAGGGUGAAGAGAAGAAUCACGCUGAAGAAAAUGUUGUAGCAAAAGUGAUGGGUCAUGAAGAUUCAAAAGAAGUUGUUCCAGAUUCUGGAGAUAAGGGAAAUGAAGAUGAAAGUGUUGAAAAGGAGGUUGUUGUUGAGAAGAAACACACUGAAGAAAAUACCACAGCAAAAGAGACUGAUAUUGAAGAAUCAAAAGAAGUAAAAAAGAUUGAGGCAUCAAAUACUAUGGAAAAGGAAAAUAAAAUAGAAGAAUCAAAUGAAGAGACCAAGAUUGAGGAAACAAUUAUUGUGUCAGAAGAAAAUGAUACAGGAGAAACAAAAGAAGACAAAGAGACCAAGGCCACAAAUAUUUCUAUUGAGGAUGUGAAAAUGGCUGAUGAAGGAGGCAAUGAAGCAAUGGAAGCUGAGUCCACUGUCACAGUUAAACCAAAUGAUGUAGAGGAGUUGGAAGAAGACAAGAAGACUGAUGUUGCUGGUACUACCAAUUCUGAGGAUGUGAAAGUAGCUGAUGUGGAAGGUGAUGAAGUGAUGCCAAUUGAGGAUGUGAAAAUGGUAGAAUCACAUGUUGGCAAAAGUGAGGAAGGUAUAGAAGAGGAACGAGUAGAACAAGAACCAAAAGGAGAAAAUGGCACUGAUGGAGGAAAGAAUGGAAAUACUGAAAUGAAGGAUGAGGGUAAGGAAGUUGUAGGGUUUAAGAGGAAAAGAUCACAGGUGAGAAAGACAAAGAGCAAAGGAAGUGAUAAUACGACAAAAGCCAAGGAGUUACUUAGUAGUCCAAUCACUUCAUCUGUGGAACGCCCUGUACGUGAGAGAAAAACUGUAGAGAGGUUGGUAGAAGUUAUUGAAAAAGAGAGAUCAAGGGAAUUUCAAGUUGAAAAGGGUCGGGGGACUCCAUUAAAGGAUAUACCAAGUGUGGCCCACAAAUUAGCAAGGAAGAAACCUGCAGAUAUUAAAUUAAUUCAUCAGACACUUUUUGGAAGGAGGGGAAAGGCAGUGAAUUUUAAAAAUCAUAUUCUCGAGUUUUCUGGUUUUGUAUGGCAUGAAAGUGAUCUAAACUUAUACCUCCAGGAAAAGCAAAGGGCUAAAAUGAAGGAGAAACUUGACAAAUAUGUAAAAGAUACACUGUUGGAUCUAUGUGAUCUGUUUGAUCUACCUGCUUCUAAAGCAAAUUCUAGAAAGGAAGAACUUGUGGAAAAAUUAUUGGACUUCUUGGUUGCUCCUCACCCUAACAUUGAACAAUCAACAAAAUCGAGAAAACGUAAGAGAGUGGCCAAGGGAAGUUUAUCAAAGGGAAUUGAAGAUAAAUAUUCAAAGCGGCAUAGGAAGAAGCAGAUCAGAGAUGAGGCCUCUCUGAGCGAAGAUAAAAGUGCAUCAGAAACGGAUGAUGAGGAUGGUAUUAAUGAUAGUAGUCCUCAUAAAGACAAGGCAGUUGACCAUUUGGAGAGUGAGGACGAGAAAGAUGCAUCUCAUGAAGUCUCUGAAGAAGAUGAAUCUGAAAAAGAGGAUAUAGGAACAGGAAAUAAAUACAAGAAGAAAGUUUCUAAACAAAAGGAUUCCCUUGGUAAGGAAAGGGCGGGGAUUGAAUCUAAGCGAGAGCCAGCUCCUGCAACUACCAAGAGUCCUAAAGCAUUAUCUUCCAAACAUUCAAAAUCAGAUGAUGAUGAUGAUGGUGAUGUACCUGCAAAGGUCUCCUCCAGGAAGAAAAUAACUGAUGCACCGAAGAAAAGGACCAUUAGAUCAACAAAGAAAGAGAAGGAUACUGGUAAAAAGGUCGGUAAAGAUAAAGCAAAAUCAGAGACUCAACAGCCAAGCAAAGAGGAACUGAGAAAGAAAAUAUGCGAAAUUUUGAAAGAAGUUGACUUCAACACAGCAACUUUUACUGACAUUCUGAAGCGGCUAGCUGGUCAUUACAAAACUGAUCUGACUCCGCGGAAGGCAUCGAUAAAGCUCAUGAUCCAGGAGGAGCUGACCAAACUGGCAGAAGCUGAAGAAGAUGAAGAUGUCGAUGAAGAAGAACAACCAAAAGCUAAGAACAAGCGUGCAAAGAGGCAGACGGUUACUUGACAAGCCAUACUGUCGUACCUGUCAGUUAACCAUGUAUUUUAGGCUUUCAUUGAUGUCGUUAACCAUGUAGUCUACCUCUGUAGAGGCUGUAUUUAUUCGUAGGUGUAGUUCUGUUUCUGAUAACUGUGACUCGGUUGUUACUACCUGGUUAUCGUUAUUGGGCAACGGUCAAUGCUUACUGGUUGUAAACUAGUAAAUGUAUCGACUACUAAGUUUAUGUAAUUUGUUGCCUGCC
Messenger RNA from Zingiber officinale, 2781 nucleotides. Its product is annotated as titin homolog. Gene Ontology annotation, biological process: regulation of double-strand break repair; chromatin organization. Lineage: Eukaryota; Viridiplantae; Streptophyta; Magnoliopsida; Zingiberales; Zingiberaceae. The record is from RefSeq and is a predicted model, not a curated record. Gene Ontology annotation, cellular component: nucleus. Gene Ontology annotation, molecular function: DNA binding; histone binding. The transcript has 12 exons. The coding region runs from base 255 to 2546 and encodes 763 amino acids.